Molecule: messenger RNA, 3014 nt
Organism: Ochotona curzoniae (black-lipped pika)
Lineage: Eukaryota; Metazoa; Chordata; Mammalia; Lagomorpha; Ochotonidae
Gene: FAXDC2
Product: fatty acid hydroxylase domain containing 2
Exons: 9
Coding region: 138-1139 (333 amino acids)
Biological process (GO): sterol biosynthetic process
Molecular function (GO): iron ion binding; C-4 methylsterol oxidase activity
Source: RefSeq, a predicted model, not a curated record
CUGACAAUAGUGGUUAGCUAGUUAGCUUGCAUGCAGAGCGCAGCAGCCACCCACAAGGGACCAAGCAGGAAGAAAAGGCAGUUUUACCUGUGGCCAGGACCUCAAAGGAGUCUGCAAAGAAACAGCCCACUGCAGAGAUGAAGGGAGAGGUUGGAAGCCCGCCACACAAUGAGAAGCUAAAGCAGGAGGGACACAUCUGGGGCUCCAUGAAGAGGACGGCUUUCAUCCUGGGCUCUGGCCUACUCUUGUUUGUAGCCCUCUGGAACUCAGUCACAUGGCAUCUUCAGAGGUUUUGGGGUGCUUCUGGCCACUUCUGGCAAGCACAGUGGGAGAGGCUUCUGUUGACGUUUGAAGGGAAGGAAUGGUUCCUCUUCACCCUGGGUGCCACCACAGUGCCUGCUCUGUUUUUCUGGGUCUUCAGUGGACUCCUCCUGAUAGUUGACACCACCGGCAAACCCAGCUGCAUCACCCGUUACCGAAUCCAGCUUGGCAAGAACGAGCCUGUGGAUCCUGUGAAACUGCGCCAGGCUAUCCCCACGGUUCUUGCCAACCAGUUCAUGAUCUCUUUCCCCAUGGUGGUCUUCUUCUAUCCCUGCCUCAAGUGGUGGGGAGAGCCCUGCCGCCGAGAGUUGCCAACCUUCCACUGGUUUCUUCUGGAGCUGGCAGUCUUCACCCUACUGGAGGAAGUCUUGUUCUACUAUUCUCACCGGCUCCUACACCACCCCAAACUCUAUAAGAAAAUCCACAAGAAACACCAUGAGUGGACAGCCCCCAUUGGUGUGAUCGCUCUCUACUGCCACCCAGUAGAGCACGUGGUCUCCAACAUGCUGCCGUUGAUGGUGGGUCCCUUCAUAAUGGGGUCCCACUUGUCCUCCAUCAUCGUGUGGUUAUCCCUGGCUCUCUUCAUUACCACCUUAUCCCACUGUGGCUACCACCUGCCCUUCUUGCCUUCACCUGAAUUCCACGACUACCACCAUCUCAAGUUCAACCAGUGCUAUGGAGUACUGGGUGUGCUGGACCACCUCCACAGAACUGAUGCUAUGUUCAAGCGGUCCAAGGCCUAUGAGAGACAUGUGUUCUUGCUGAACCUCACUCCACUUACCGAGAGCAUCCCUGACUCCCCAAAGAAUACGGAAUGAACUAGAGGGCAUCAGCCAACAUCCUGGCUGAUCCCUAAGCAGCCAGCAGGAUGCCUAGGAGGCCUGAGGCCUUAAGACCACACUUGACAUCUUGGACUCUGCAACCUCAACGUCCAAUGACAUCCCUAGGGUACAGGGAGGUCAGCUUCCCUGGAUGGCACUAGGGCUCCCCCUAAUCUGUCACCUGGUGACCCUCAUGGGAGCUGCAGACAGCUCACAGAAAACAGCACCACUGUUUUUGGAUACUAGAGGGGUAAUAUCUUUGAUGGCUAUCAGUGAAUCCUGGGGUCCUACUGUGGGAGGGGGAAGGGGAUUCAACUCCAGAUGAUUCCAGUGUGGCCAAGGAGAGACACAGAGAAAGACAAAAGGGGUGCCGAGAGCUACCUGGCUCCAGGAACUUUCAUUCUGAUGCCAGGGUUGGGAGGGGGGCAGAUAUGUGGCAGUUUGCUGUCUCAAAAGGCCAACGCCCUCCUGGCAAAUGGCUUAGGGGUCUCAAUUGUUAUAACAACAUCCAGCUCCACUAACACACCAACUCCAGGUCAAUGAUCAAGACCCACUCCCAUUCUGCUCAUCACCACCCAUUCAAGAGGAAAGUACCUAAGAGAUACUUACUGUACUCUAGCACCAAAUGCCUAACACAAGACACCACUCAACUGGGAGGAGCCCUUCCACCCACCCAGAGGGAAAGAUCAAGGUUGCUACCUUCAGGACACUCAACUGAAACCUCCUGCUUAGCCUGUGUGAAUCAGGAUGAGGUUUGUAUCCUACAUCUCUACUAGCACAGACCAGAAAAACAUGGCUGAACGAAUGAUUAGCCAGUCAUAUCAAUACCCUUUAUUAAGGAUGACUUUAGUGAUACCUUCUUUUUCCCUGAACUUAUUCUUUUAUUCCACUUCACUUAUUACUAGUAUUUGAGAGACAGAAACAGAGGAAAUGAGCUACCAUCUGCUGGUUCAUGACCCAAAUGCCGGGAAUGGAAUCCAGGCCUCAUGACUGAGUGGCAGGCCCCGAUUACUUGAACCAUCAAUGCCGCUUACCAGGGUUUGCAUCAGCACGAGACUGAAAUCAAAGCCAGAGCUGAGUGUUGGUGUCUUCUAGGAUAAACACUUACCCACGGUAGCUUUAUCAAAUGAAGUCUUAAACACGAGUGGACCAAACCACAGAGGAACUGGUAGAGGAGCCCCCACCCUGGCCUCUUCCCAGCAGCCAGGCUUGUGGUUCCCAAGAACAACUGAGGACCACUCCUUCACUGGAAAGUUAUCACUGCUGUUUACAACAUGCUCGUAUAUACUUGAGCCUACUUCUUUCAGCUCUCUUCUGUUAAAAUCACCCACUAUGUGUGCAUAAAAUACUUUAAUAUGAUGGGACUGUCUCCAGACAGCACUGUUACAACUUCUUCCUCCAGAUCCCAGGACCUCGGGGCCAGCCGAGCACUUGGCAGCAGGAUCCUCUCUGGCCUUGCUGAGGUCGGUCUACCCACCUUCACUUGAUGGACAGCUUCUGGUGCAUCAGAGCACUAACUUUUCAGAGCUGCAGGCCUGAGCAUGCAUUACCUGUUCCCACAAGGAAAUAAAAUAGGUAAAAGUCAAUUUUGAGCACAUAUCUCAAGGAUAAAUGAGUGGAUGAAGAGGAAUGCGAAUGCAGUGGCCCUUCCUCCCCCCUAAUUUUUAAAGAACUUUUCACUUACUGACCAGUGAACAACCACACCACCAUUCUCUCCUUCCUUUUCACAAGCAGGUAGGUGGCCCUUGGCAGAAGGCUCAGCCCUAUCCUUUUCAAUAUCAAACAGAAUAGCCACAAAGUUGGCUGAACAAAUAAGUCUCCUAAAAAAAGACUGAGAUUUCCAGAUCAUGGACAGGAAAUAAAAGAACUUUG